Molecule: messenger RNA, 2156 nt
Organism: Closterium sp. NIES-67
Lineage: Eukaryota; Viridiplantae; Streptophyta; Zygnematophyceae; Desmidiales; Closteriaceae
Source: the annotation of a GenBank genome assembly
UUCUGGACGAAUGCGUGCACGUCGAACACCUGCGACGCGUCUUCGAAAUUCUUCGACGGGAACAUUCUACGUCAAACUGUCCAAGAGCGAAUUCGCCCUUGAAAAGGUCCAAUUCCUAGGACACAUGGUGAGCGCUCAAGGAGUUCACGUCGACCCCAAGAAAGUCGAAGCCGUACGUACGUGGAAGACACCCGAGAACGUGAAGGAGUUGCAGCAGUUCCUAGGCUUCGCUAAUUACUACAACAGGUUCGUGCCACAGUAUGCGAAACUCGCAGCACCACUCACGAAUCUGCUGAAAAAGAACCCGCUCUACAAAUGGGAGCUGAAGCACCAGGAAGCCGUGGAGCAGCUGAAACAAGCACUUACGUCCACACCAGUACUCAUCUUGCCAGAUCCCGAACGCGAAUACGUCAUCGAAGCUGACGCCAGUGACCAGGCAGUGGGUGCAGUCUUAAUGCAAGACCAGGGGAAUGGACUGCAACCAAUUGCCUACCUCAGCAAGAAACUGCACGGGGCAGAACUCAACUACCCGAUACACGACAAAGAGGCUCUUGCUAUCAUCAUCGCCUUCAAAGCGUGGAGAUGCUAUCUCGAAGGACGAAGAACAACCGUCUACACCGACCACUGCAGCCUGAAAUAUUUGAAGACACAACCCAACCUUUCCAGGCGGCAGGUCCGGUGGAUCGACUUCCUCGAGACACACUUCCACUACGACAUCGUGUACAAGCCCGGCCACAAGAACAAAGCAGACGCUCUCAGCCGGCCUGCACACGUUGCCGCGAUUCAGUGGGACAGUGACAUCGCGUACCGGAAAGGAUCAACAAAAAUUUGGGUACCCAACUACCCUCCUUUGCGCCAGUUACUACUCGAAGAAUACCACGACGUCCUGUACGCCGGACACUUCGGUAGCAACAAGACGCUCACCGGUAUCGCCAAACACUACUACUGGCCCCAUAUGGCAGACGACGUCCAGAAAUUCGUCACCUCGUGUGAUACAUGUCAGCGGAUGAAGAGCAGCAAGCAGAAAAAGGCGGGACUACUGCAGCCUCUUCCUGUCCCAGAACAGCCAUGGCAUGUGGUUAGCCUGGACUUCAUCACCGGGUUACCACCUACCUCCAGCGGUCAUGACGCCAUCCUUGUCGUCAUUGACAAGUUCUCCAAAAUGGGACACUUCAUCCCGACACACACGACGGCACGCACCGAGGAGACAGCACAGCUCUUCGUUCGUCACAUCAUCUCACAGCAUGGCAUCCCAACUACACUCAUCUCCGACCGAGACCCCAAGUUCACUAGCAAGUUCUGGAAGGAACUUAUGUCUCUGCUCGGCACCAAACUCGCCAUGUCAUCCGCAUACCAUCCGCAGACAGACGGACAGACCGAGCGCCUCAACCAAAUUGUUGAGCAACUCCUCCGAGCAGCCUGCAAGGACGACAUCUCCAAAUGGGACUUGCACCUGCCCGUACUCGAGUUUGCUUACAACAAUGCUACACAUGCCGCUACUGGACAGACGCCGUUCUUCCUCUGCUACGGACGCCACCCACUCACACCACAAAAACCGACAGCAUCAGCUACAGUCCAACCCGCACAUGAUUUCAUUACAACCAUGCACCAGCUUUGGGAUCGGACCCACAAGCGCCUACUCGACAUUCAACAGCAACAAAAGCGCCAAGCCGAUCGCCAUCGCAACUAUCACACCAUCACGGUAGGAGACCAGGUGCUUCUUGACACCCGCAACCUGGACAUCAGCCAUCUCCCAUCUAAACUUCGACCUCGCUUCUGCGGGCCUUUUCUCGUUGAAGCACAAGUCACUCCUGUUACCUUCCGCUUACGCCUGCCAGCUACCUGGAAGAUUCACAACGCCUUCCAUGUCCAACUUCUGAAGCCCUAUCGAGAUCCUAACACGAUCUUUGUGGGACGCCAACCGCCGCCGCCACCGCCCGUCCUCGUCCAGAAUGAACCCGAGUACGAGGUCGAGUCCGUGCUCGCACACCGCCGUCGUCGGAAUGGCACCCUGGAGCUUCUCAUCCGUUGGAAGGGUUAUGAUCCUUCUGAGGACAGCUGGAUACCUGAGUCCGACAUGGGUAACGCCCGUCGUCCUCUGCAUGACUACCUUGGUGAUUCUAUCUUCUAGAAGGGUCUAUUCCCUUAGGAUACGA